AUGAUUCAACCGGGGACUAACUUGACUACUGCAGUACGGCGCCGGUGCGUGUGCCUGGAUGCAAAGAGAAUGCAUGGAAUGGACAUGGCGGCCGGUGGCAUUGGCGUCGGCGCGACGCUACUCGCGCAAGCGCAUGCCAGUCGGCAGGGGUUCCGCGGCGGUGAUGCUCACGAGAGCGCGUGGUCAGGUAUGCGGGAGAGACAAGCGCAAGGCGUCGUGCUAGCUGGCGUGACGGGCAGCCGCGGUUCAUGA
Molecule: messenger RNA, 252 nt
Organism: Purpureocillium lilacinum
Lineage: Eukaryota; Fungi; Ascomycota; Sordariomycetes; Hypocreales; Ophiocordycipitaceae
Source: RefSeq, a predicted model, not a curated record